Messenger RNA from Zingiber officinale, 717 nucleotides. RefSeq lists its product as uncharacterized. The transcript is spliced from 2 exons. NCBI's taxonomy places the organism in Eukaryota, Viridiplantae, Streptophyta, Magnoliopsida, Zingiberales, Zingiberaceae. The record is from RefSeq and is a predicted model, not a curated record. Bases 39 to 527 code for a protein of 162 amino acids.
CCUUUCAGACUCAUGAUGGUCAUUAUGAAUUUUUAGUCAUGCCUUUCGGUUUAAUUAAUGCACCUUCUACAUUCCAAAGUUUGCUGAAUGAUAUCUUCAGAGCUAAGUGCAGCUUUGGGACAACUAAUGUGGAAUACCUUGGCCAUAUUGUAAGCCAAAACGGAGUAGCUACUGAUCCCUCAAAGGUGCUAGUUUCAAAGAGUAUCAAGGCAUUACGUGAUGUUCUGGGUCUCACGGAUGCAUUUAGAUGGUGUCUUGAAGCAAAAAAGAUAUUCCAGAAUUUAAAGGAGGUUAUGAUGACAACACUAGUUCUUGCACUACCUAAUAAGCAAUUUGUUAUUGAACCUGAUGCAUCCGAAGUUAGAAUCGGAGCAGUACUUAUGAAUUAUAUGAUACCAUUCAAGAAAAUGUUCCAGAGUUUAUUGCUAAACAACCUUGAGGACAAGGUUGUUUUGAAGGGCGGUGGAAUGAUAAGAUCCUUUAAUGGAUCUUUUCAAAUAAAUCCAUUAACUUUAUUUCCUUUUUAAAAUAAGUUUUAGACUUUUUCUUUUUUAUUUUAGAUAAGUUUUAAUCUGACAUUUUCUCAUGAAAAUAUAUUUUUAUUUUAUUUUUCUUUUACACCUUUUCUUUUGAAAAGGUAAUUUUAUUUUAUUUUUCUUUUAGACCUUUUCUUUUUGAAAAGGUAGUUUAGGUCUCUAUUUAAAGAGAUGUUAUGUA